UCUGCGUCCUGAUCUUUGCCGACGGUGUCUGCAGGGACUUGGAACUGUUGAUCAAGUGCCCGUACUGCUCGCAUCUGCGCAAGGCUGCUUGGGCUGUACUUGCCUUUGCUUCCGGUUCCAGUCAAUUACCCGGGCCCCCUUUAUAGCUUGUCCACGUCGUAGCAUCCGGUCUACAGCAACAUGGCUUCCAUCUCGUCUCUUCCCCCGGCCUUGCAGAAGCCUAUCGAUGUGCUUAUGAUCGACAACUUUGACUCGUUUACCUACAAUCUCUACCAGUCGCUUUCCCUGCUCGGCGCCGACGUGACAGUCAUCCGGAACGACGCCAUCCCGACGUCCGCCCUCCCUCUCUUGGACAUUAAGCACCUCAUCAUCUCCCCCGGUCCUGGCCACCCGCGGACAGAUUCGGGCAUCUCGCGCGAUGCGAUCAAGUUCUUUACGGGCAAGAUUCCUGUGCUCGGUGUAUGCAUGGGCUUGGAAUGCCUAGUCGACGUCUUUGGCGGUCAAAUAAGCUACGCAGGUGAAAUCAUGCACGGCAAGGUCUCUCCCAUCCGCCACGACGGCCGCGGUAUGUUCAAAGGCCUCCCCCAAAACUUCCUCUCCACCCGAUACCACUCGCUUGCCGCCUCUGCAUCUAACCUCCCUCACACCCUGCAAGUCACCGCCUUCUCCCCCGGGCCGCCCGCCGUCAUCAUGGGCGUCCGUCAUCGUACCUACACCCUCGAGUCCGUGCAGUACCACCCCGAGUCGUGCCUAUCGGAGCAGGGCGAUCCCCUAUUACUCAACUUCCUCGCGCUCAAAGGCGGUAAGUGGGCCGACAACCCCGACUCGCUCGUCCUGGACCCCACCCUUCCGCCGCUUGACCUCAGCGCCAACCCGAAACUGCCCUCCAUCCUGGACAAGAUCUACACGCAGCGGCUAAAGGACGUGCAAGCUGCCAAGGCCGCGCCGGGGAGCACGCCCGAAGAGCUGCGCGCGCUCUUGCCGUUCGCCCCGCCGCUCACUUCCUUUCUCGCCGCACUUAAGAGGUCGCCGGCGAUCUCGGUCCUCGCGGAGAUCAAGCGCGCAUCGCCGUCGAAGGGCCGCCUGACGACUUCCGCGCCGAGCACGUCUGCCCUCGCGCUUUCCUACGCGUUGGCGUCCUCUCACGUGCGCGUCAUCUCCGUCCUUACGGAGCUCCACCACUUCUCUGGUACCCUGACCGACCUGCGGCUCGCGCGCGCCGCGGUCGACGCGCUCCCCGACCGUCCUGCCAUCCUCCGGAAGGACUUUAUCCUCGACGAGUACCAGGUCCUCGAGGCACGCGUGUGGGGUGCGGACAGCGUCCUCCUGAUUGUCGCGAUGCUCACCGAGAGCCGGCUCAAGGCCCUGUACGAGUACGCGUUGACACUGGGCAUGCACCCGCUCGUGGAGGUGAACAACGAGAAGGAGAUGCGCGCGGCGCUGCAGCUGGGCGCGAAGGUGAUCGGCGUGAACAACCGCAACCUGCACGACUUCAAGGUGGACAUGGAGACGACGACACGGCUGGCGAGUAUCGUGCGCGAGUGGAACGGGAAGCAGCGGACGGGGGAGGAGGUCGUGCUUUGUGCAUUAAGUGGGAUUAGUAGCCGGCAGGAGGUGGAGAGGUACCAGAACGAGAGCGUCGACGCGGUGCUUGUCGGCGAGGCCUUGAUGAAGGCGGCGGAUCCGGGCGCGACGAUCAAGGAGCUGGUGGGGGCGCCGUUGUUUGCGAAGACGGAAGAUGCGGUGACGCCGCCGUUGGUGAAGAUAUGCGGGGUGCGGAGCGUGGAGGAGGCGCGUGCUGCGGCGGAGGCCGGCGCGGAUAUGCUUGGGCUGAUGUUCGUGCCCUCGAGCAAGCGGCGGGUUUCGCUCGACUCUGCCAGGGAGAUAUCGGCCGCUGUGCGGUCGGCGCGCGCUGCGCCGUCCCAGGUUACGGCACCGUCCACGCAGGGGCGGCUCCCGUGGUUCACGCAGCACGCGCGGAGCACAGCGGCGCAGCCCCGCCCGCUGCUCGUCGGCGUGUUCCAAAACCAACCGCUCGAGUUCGUUCUUGGUUCUGUGUCUGCGGCGCAGCUGGACCUGGUGCAGCUGCACGGCUCGGAACCCGCCGAGUUCGCCAAGUUCAUCCCCGUGCCCGUCAUACGCGUGGCGCACGUCGGCUCGGGGGCGGGGGAGGACACGGAGAUGAAGAAGCCGGGUCUGCACCAGUUCGUGCUCCUCGACUCGAUGCGGAGCGACGGGCUCAGCGGGGGGAGCGGAAAGGUGGUGGACUGGGAGUACGCGAGGGAGGUGGUGGAGAGUGGGGAGAUUGAGGUGCCGCCGACGGCGGUGCCUGCUGACAAGGAGGCUCUGGCGGAUGGGGAGACGACGCCGCAGGGCGCUGCGACGACGAACGGGACGGCACCCGUAGGCGCUCCUCCGCCAUCAGUGAAGCCGCCGCAUUUCCCGAUGCCGAUUAUUCUGGCUGGUGGGCUGACGCCGGAGAAUGUAAGGGAGGCGGUGGAGAAGGUGCGUCCGUGGGCUGUGGAUGUGAGCGGGGGAGUAGAGAGGGAGGAUGGGACCGGAAAAGAUUUGGAGAAGGUGCGAGCUUUUAUCAAGGCUGCGAAAGGCCUGGCGUAAUUUAUUGCCACAAAAAUGCUGCUUGUAACGAACGGGUGUAGUGAUAUUAUUAUUUCUUGGAAUGUCUUGACUAUUAGUACUGGGAGUCUUUGAAGUAGUUUGGGUUGAUGAUGUGAAGUUUGUGCAAUGUAAAGAGAGUCGACUUCAUCGACGCGGUAAAUACCUGGG
Molecule: messenger RNA, 2784 nt
Organism: Gloeophyllum trabeum ATCC 11539
Lineage: Eukaryota; Fungi; Basidiomycota; Agaricomycetes; Gloeophyllales; Gloeophyllaceae
Product: glutamine amidotransferase
Exons: 2
Coding region: 181-2616 (811 amino acids)
Biological process (GO): L-tryptophan biosynthetic process
Cellular component (GO): cytosol
Molecular function (GO): anthranilate synthase activity; phosphoribosylanthranilate isomerase activity; indole-3-glycerol-phosphate synthase activity
Source: RefSeq, a predicted model, not a curated record